This is a messenger RNA of Chanos chanos (milkfish), 1672 nucleotides long. RefSeq names its product damage-specific DNA binding protein 2 (gene ddb2). The record is from RefSeq and is a predicted model, not a curated record. Gene Ontology annotation, molecular function: protein binding; damaged DNA binding. Lineage: Eukaryota; Metazoa; Chordata; Actinopteri; Gonorynchiformes; Chanidae. The coding region runs from base 24 to 1541 and encodes 505 amino acids. Gene Ontology annotation, cellular component: Cul4-RING E3 ubiquitin ligase complex; nucleus. Gene Ontology annotation, biological process: DNA repair; response to UV. The transcript is spliced from 11 exons.
UAUUCGAACUCUGCAACGAUUUAAUGGCGAGGAAAAAGGCUGCCGAGGACACGUCUGGACCCAAGCAGAGGUUGGUCUCCCGAGGUAUGAAGAAACGGAAUGGGACACCUUCUGAGACCGUUGCAAAGAAGCUGAAGGCAAUGAAAGAUGGAGAGACCUCUUCGAAAAAUGAAUCAUACAUACAAGCCAGUGUGAAGUGGGUGGGAAGUCAAAAGAAAGCAUCCCAGUCAAGUGUUCUACAUUACAUCUACCGGAGUUCCUUGGGGCAAACCAUUCAUUCUCAUCUGCGACAGUGUCUCCAGGAGCCCUUCAUUCGCUCUCUUGGGUCCUACCAGCUCCACCGCACAGCCAGUCCUUUUGACCGCAGGGUUACAUGUCUAGAAUGGCACCCCACCCACCCCACAACCUUAGCAGUGGGCUCCAAGGGUGGUGACAUCAUCCUGUGGGAUUAUGGGGCUCUUAAUAAGACCACCUUCAUACAAGGGAAGGGAGCCUGUGACUUUAUUGGUGAGCUGAAGUUUUGUCCCACGGACACGUCCAAAGUGUAUGUCGCCUCAGGUGACGGCACACUGACCGUUCAGAGCUUUGAAGGGCUCCCCGCUGAAAGACUGUCUCGAACUGUGGACUGUGGGCAUGAUCACCACAAUGUCUGUUACUGGUACUGUUGUGUGGACGUGUCACUGAGCAGACAGAUGCUUGUCACUGGAGAUAAUACUGGACGUCUCUUACUCCUUGGCCUCGAUGGAAAAGAGAUUUUCAGUGAUAAGUUACACAAAGGCAAAGUGACCCAUGCAGAAUUCAACCCUCGCUGUGAUUGGCUGAUGGCAACAUCAUCUGUUGAUGCCACAGUGAAACUGUGGGAUCUUCGGAACAUUAAGAACAAGAGUAGCUAUCUCCAUGAAAUGCCUCAUGACAAACCAGUCAAUUCAGCUUACUUCAACCCAACUGACAGCACUAAGCUUCUCACUACUGACCAAAAGGACCAGAUCAGGGUGUACUCCUCCUCUGAUUGGUCCAAACCAGAACAGGUCAUUCUACACCCACACCGGCAAUUCCAGCAUCUAACCUCCAUCAAGGCCACCUGGCAUCCUGUGUAUGACCUCAUCAUCGCUGGCCGUUACCCCGAUGACCAUUUCCUGCCUGGGGAUCUCAGAACUAUUGAUUUCUUUGAUGCCAACACAGGCAAACUGGUGCAUCAGCUGCGAGACCCCAAUGCCUCUGGGAUCAUAUCUCUCAACAAAUUUAAUCCAAUGGGAGAUGUACUGGCAUCAGGAAUGGGUUUUAAUAUUCUGGUAUGGAACCGCACGGACAGUGUAAACAGCACACAGGGACAGCAGAUGAGAAAGAGAGGAGAGGAGAGAGGAGGCAGAGCCAGAGCCUCCAGAGCCCAGCGUAGUAAUCCCCCCCGCCCCCCAAGAAGAGGGACCGCAGAAGAUGCAAAGCUUAAGAAAAAACUAGCAUCUUUGGAGUCAGCAGAGACCAAGUCUAGGGCCAAACGUUCAGCCGAUGAAAAUAAAACACAGAAAAGCAAGAAAAAGUAAGGUCUAUGUUUGUCUGCUGACUGUAUAUAAUGAUCACUUUACUGCAAAACAGCAUUAAAUGUGGGUAGCUGCUCUAUAACAACGACUGGUUCUAUCUUCAGUAACAAACUGUUCCACACACUGCAGGACAU